Polypterus senegalus (gray bichir) is the source of this 1520-nucleotide messenger RNA. Its product is annotated as growth-regulated protein homolog gamma-like. Gene Ontology annotation, molecular function: CXCR chemokine receptor binding; chemokine activity. Bases 57 to 407 code for a protein of 116 amino acids. The record is from RefSeq and is a predicted model, not a curated record. Gene Ontology annotation, biological process: chemokine-mediated signaling pathway; cellular response to lipopolysaccharide; neutrophil chemotaxis. NCBI's taxonomy places the organism in Eukaryota, Metazoa, Chordata, Cladistia, Polypteriformes, Polypteridae. The transcript has 4 exons. Gene Ontology annotation, cellular component: extracellular region.
UAAAACUGCUCAAAGUAGAAAAGCACACAAACCUUUGGAAGCAUACAAGACCUGAAAUGACUCGCAGACUAAUAGCACCAGCACUAGCCAUGUGCUUCACCUUAGCUUUAUGUUUAAAAUACCACACAGCUCAAUCAAGUAUCAUACGGGAAAGAUGUCAAUGCCUAAACACAGUGGACGCAGUCAAAGGAAGGAGGAUAUCUGAUUUCAAAGUAAUUGAGAAAUCUUCAAUAUGCAAGAAUGACCAAAUCAUCAUUACAUUCAAAAGUGGAAAGCAAGUUUGCCUAAAUCCAAACAAAGCACAAGGAAGAAAACUGAAAAAAUGCUGGAAGAGGUUUGAAGAGAAGAAGCGAUGCUUCCAAAGGAAUGGACAGAAAAAAAACAGAAAGCAGAAGAAGAGUUCCUAAGAUGAUAAAAAUGACACAACAAUUGCAAAGCAACAAAGUUGUUUAAAUGAUGGGGACAAAUGAUGGGGUUUAUGUUAAUCUAUCCAGCAAGCUUCCAUUCAACACUGCCAGUAUCUUUAAAAGAAACCAAAAUGUGGCUCUUAAAAUACAAAGCAGACAAUCUUUCAGUGAAGAUGUAUUAUAGAUUGCAAACCCCAGAUACACUUUCAUAAAUAAGAAAGUACACCUGUUUUAUUAUUAACCAUUCCUAAUUAGGGAACAAGAUUGUGUGUGUAGUAAAACAUUUUAUUUUUGGGGGAAACUAAUAACCAAAUAUUUUUACUUUUCUUUAAAGAUUUUACACAUCAUCUUACACUGUUUGCUACUAUUACGAGAAUAAAAUAGCAUACAAAACCUCUGGCAUUGCUAACUCAGAUGUUGCCGACCACAGCUCAGAAUGUUACAUUUUCAUAAGAUGGGAAGUGGCAUUUUUAAUACAGAAGUUAUGAACUUUGAUCCUAAUGACCUGCUGUGACUUCUGGCUUUUCUCUGUAUUUGAUAUCCAUUCUACUCCCAAAGUUAACUGAAAUAAACAAAAAAAAAAAAUACAACUAUAACAAUAACCAGAUUAAGGUAUUUAGUUCUUGUAUAAUGCUGUUAACCUUGUUAGGACUUGGCACCCUUGUUAAGGGAGAAAGCACUUUUUUUUUAUGUUAUUUAAAAUUACUCUAUUUGGGCAUUAAGAAAGUAUUGAACACGUGCAAAACUAAAUUAGGGUUAGCACAGAGUGAGAGGUCAUUGUUUUUAUAUUGUAUAUUCUACACGAUGUGCAGUUAUAAGUACUCAAUGGUAGUGUAAAUAACAGCAGUAUGCAAUGCUUUGUUCACACCUAAAAUUUCAAGCAGAUGAUAGUACAUUUCUGUUAAACAGAAAAUAUAGCCGGAGAUUCAAGACACAAGUUACUGUUCAAAUUAAGCACAAUUCAAAUAUAAAUGAGUUUUUUUGGUUGAGUGUUCUAUUAUAUGAAAAUAUUUUUAAAUAUGUUCUAUUUUUGUAUAUAUUUGUAUUUCAUUCAGUUCUUUGUUUUGAGAUAAUAAAAUUGUAUUUAUGUAUACCCUAAUGUUAAACACAGAA